Messenger RNA from Hypanus sabinus (Atlantic stingray), 2701 nucleotides. Its product is annotated as galectin-8-like. The transcript is spliced from 9 exons. Lineage: Eukaryota; Metazoa; Chordata; Chondrichthyes; Myliobatiformes; Dasyatidae. Gene Ontology annotation, molecular function: carbohydrate binding. The record is from RefSeq and is a predicted model, not a curated record. The coding region runs from base 125 to 1057 and encodes 310 amino acids.
CGGCUGUGUUCCGUUGCACCCGCGACGUUCGGUGUGAAGAAACUAACCGGAAGGACAGUGUGCGGACGCGUCUGUCCUCCGGGAGUUGAUCCGAGCCCGUCGCUGUCGGCGAACUUGCUUUCCGAUGGAUAAUCCGACGAUAUUUAACCCGGUUAUGCCAUUCUUGGGAGCAAUUUUUGGUGGAUUGAGACGUGGGCAGAUGAUUGCAGUCCAAGGGAUUUUGCCCAAAGGGAGUGAUAGAUUUCAAGUGGAUUUUCAAUGCGGAAGCAGCACGAAGCCUCGUGCGGACAUUGCCUUCCAUUUCAAUCCACGCUUUCAGAGAUCGGAAUAUGUGGUUUGCAACACACUUGAAAGGGAAAAAUGGGGACGUGAGAUGAAAAAAUAUGAGAUGCCAUUCAAGAAAGGAGAGCCAUUUGAAAUUAUUUUCUUUGUAAUGGUGGACAAGUUCAAGGUUGCAGUUAAUGGGAAACAUUUCCUGGAUUACCAGCACAGGAUGAGUCUGGAUAGAGUUGAUACACUUGGAGUUAGUGGUGCUGUUCAAAUUCAAACCAUUGGCUACUUGGAUAAUGCUCAGGACAAUCCAUAUUCUGACCUUCCAAUAAAGAAAACAAAUACAGAUGGGAUUCAGUCAAACCCAUCGAAUGCCCAAUUGACCGUCCCUUAUAUGGCUAAAAUUAAGGAUGGGUUGAGCCCAGGUCGUGUAAUCACCAUUCAGGGUAAAGUCGACAGCUAUCCAGACAGAUUUUCCAUUAAUCUCCAAUCAAGUGCCUCCGCUGAUAUUCUGUUGCAUCUGUCACCGCGUUUCAAGGAGAAAGCUUUUGUCCGAAACUCUUAUCUCCGUCAAAGUUGGGGAGAAGAGGAGAGGAAAAUAGAUAAUUUUCCCUUUAAUCCAGAUGCGUAUUUUGAGGUUGUCAUUUAUUGUGGGUCUGACUGCUUCAAGAUAGCUGUAAAUGGGCAGCACUUGGUAGAUUACAAGCACCGGUUUACUGACUUAAAUAAAAUCGAUAUGUUGGAGAUUUCCGGAAAUAUCCAGUUGAUCAAUGUUCAGACUUGGUAGGUAGAUGGAAAACUGUCUAAAUUAAACAUCAAUGCUGGACAAACUGAGCAUGAGUAAUCUACCCAAAUUCUGUUUCCAAUUCCAGAAAGAGCAUGAGAUCAAAUUGAGAAGAGUUUGUUUUAUGGGGACUGUUGAAUGAUAUUUGAAGACCUAUUUAUGGCUUUUGCUUAAAGUUGCUUUACUGAGUCCACUUGAAGCCAUGUUUGAUGAUUGCAUCAUUUCUAUAGAAGGUCAACUCCUGAAAAACUCUCAAAAAUAAACCUAAAUGCAUUUUCCUUCAGCAUUUGGUUCAUUUUGCUCUGGAAUACAAAACCUGCAAGCUUGUUGAAAAAUCUUUAAAUAUGUUCACAACAUUUAGAAAAUUUUUAUAACUUAAGUUAAACCUGGAAUAACCAUAAACCUGUAACUUUAGUAUCUUCAGUAGACAGCUAUAUACCAACAUCUUCAAUGAGACUUGCAGAACACUUUCUAUGACUGAAUUUGUGCUGUGUUAACUUCAAGCUGAAAUGUGUCACAAAUGGAGAAAGUUUUGAAACUUGACUUAAUUGGCACCUGGAGUGUGAAUGUACAGUAUUUUUUCUUAAAAUGUGCCCUCAAAAGAUUUUCAAAUUUCUCUAAAAUUCUCCUCUCAAAAUGGAAGUUAUACAGCUUGUCUUGAAUAAUCUAUGCAAGGCUGAAACAGUCAUUGCAAUCCUCUUGUAUCUUUUUAAUUAGUCCACCAGCCCUAAAUUUAAAUUAGUCCUACUACUGCAGUAGGAAACUUGCACACUCUGCACCCAGAAUUAUACAGAGUACAUAUUUCAAAUGAAGCUUCAAACUUUUGCAGAUGUGUCAGUUGUACAGAUAUCUGUCCACAAACUUGCAUUAUUUCAGCAUCACUGCUUUAUGCUGAAUUGCAGUAUUUAAAAAUUAUUGGCUGAACUUAAUUACAAAUUAAAUAAAAAAUUACUGCUAUAAAGAAUUACAAAUGCAAUAAAUUCCUAUAUCACUUUAUCUGGUAAUCAAAACUGUUUAAACUCACCUUUCUGUUUGGGUAUAUGUAAGGUUUUUUUCACCUUGAUCUUUGGUUUAUUGCUAAAGUUUGGAACAUUAUAGUUCUAUACAUCCAUACUUUGAAAGUCUGAAGUUCAUUUCGGUUUGUGGUUAUGUUGAGUCAGUGAAUAUUUCACUACUUCUGACUCCACCCUUGCUCACUAUUCCAAUCACCUGUAAUUUACAAAGCAAUUCAUCUUGUCCUAUGGGCUGAGAUUUCCAGUUUGCUAUUAGUGAUGAGAAUUUAUAUGUCAUUAUUUGAGUAAAAGUUCAAACUUAAUUCAUAAUUUAGUCACUGUCUGCCAGAUAUAUCUGUUAACUUAAAGCAGAUGUUUUGUCUUUUGUGCUCUUUGCAUUUGACAUUUUGUAUGUGGAUAAGUUCUAAUACUUGAAUUUGCAAUAACCUUGCUGUUGAGAAUGUAUUAACUAAAUCUAGGAUAUUUUAUAUUCUUUUGGCAGACAUCGUUUACACUCUUAUCAGCCUAGUAAAUUAUCUUGCUUAUUUAUGACUGAGAACUUAAGUUCUUAAAGUUAGUGUUUCACAGGUUAAAGAUUUCAUCUGUACUGCAUAUGUUUACAAAAAUUAAAACUCAUACCAUGUUCAUUCUAUAA